AUGCUGUGCAUUGGUUGUGCAACAAACACGGUUUUUUGCAACUCUGCUCUUGACACCUUAAUAACGGGCUUAAUAUAUCAAGCGGCCGUUCAAGUGCGUAUAAUUAAGGACACGAUGGCGAAUUUGGAAGAGUUCGCCGAAGAAAAACUUGGCGCUGAGCACGAGACCUUGACGAGUUUCGAACGAGAAAAUAGAGACACUUUGAAGGACAAAUUAGUGUAUGGGAAGAUUUCGCAAUGUGUUUAUCGAUAUGGAAUGAUUAAAAAGUUUGUACUGGAUAUAGAAGAUGCUUAUUCUAUAGCUAUUUUUUUGCAAUUUGGAAUUAGUGUGUUACUAAUCUGCGUACAGUGUUUCCAACUAACUCUGGUCGAGCCACUUUCCUAUAGAUUUCUGUACAUAAUAAUCACUCUAAUAACUACUACUUCAGAAGUUUUUAUGUACUGUUAUGCUGGAUCACUAAUAUAUAAUGAGACUUUGUUCUUUAAUUCCGACCUAUAUAUCACAAACUGGAUUAAUCUUGACCUUAAGAGUAAGCGAGCACUAAUAACACUGAUGGAAUAUGGAAAAAGACCUUUCGUUAUAAGAGCUGGAAAAUUGUUUGAUUUAUCUUUGGACACAUUUGCUUUCAUUAUGCGUCGAUCUUACUCCUUACUUGCAAUAAUGCAGAAUUACAAAUAUUAAACUAGAAAAACUAACUGUAUAUCUAGACGUUCUGAUUCCUGGAUUAAAUAUUAUCACAGCUAUUGUUACUGAUAUCACAAUAUAACACUGGAUAAGAUAUUUAC
Messenger RNA from Sitophilus oryzae (rice weevil), 785 nucleotides. Its product is annotated as odorant receptor Or1-like. Gene Ontology annotation, biological process: detection of chemical stimulus involved in sensory perception of smell; sensory perception of smell. Gene Ontology annotation, molecular function: odorant binding; olfactory receptor activity. The coding region runs from base 1 to 681 and encodes 226 amino acids. Gene Ontology annotation, cellular component: plasma membrane. Lineage: Eukaryota; Metazoa; Arthropoda; Insecta; Coleoptera; Curculionidae. The transcript is spliced from 6 exons. The record is from RefSeq and is a predicted model, not a curated record.